Syngnathus typhle (broad-nosed pipefish) is the source of this 2354-nucleotide messenger RNA. RefSeq names its product vesicular inhibitory amino acid transporter-like. The transcript has 2 exons. The record is from RefSeq and is a predicted model, not a curated record. NCBI's taxonomy places the organism in Eukaryota, Metazoa, Chordata, Actinopteri, Syngnathiformes, Syngnathidae. The coding region runs from base 317 to 1876 and encodes 519 amino acids. Gene Ontology annotation, biological process: amino acid transmembrane transport. Gene Ontology annotation, molecular function: amino acid transmembrane transporter activity. Gene Ontology annotation, cellular component: vacuolar membrane.
CGCUGCACCAACAAGCAAUUAAUUAUAUAUUUGAAUAAUCCACGGCGUUUUCGUACAAAUGAGGACAUUUUUUUAUUGGGAAUUUUGUUUGUUUGCUCAAAAGAUUUUUUAAACUGGAUUUGGACAAUGGAAGAGCGAGCCAAGAGAAACGGCUGAGGAUUUUGAGUGCGUGCGGGUUUUGGCACUUGAGGACGACAGGCAUGACUUUGCAGCAUCCACAGCAUUGAACCCCCGCAAAAGAGACUAAAAAUAAUCUUGCUUUUUCUUCUCAACCGAGGCCCUCCUUUUUUUGGAUUAAAUCUUUCAAGCAGAGAAAAUGGCUCACCUGAUCCGCCACAAGCUCACCAACAAGCUGACCAAUGCGGCCCACACGGUCUCCAACAAGUCCCAGGCCAAGGUCAGCGGUGUGUUCGCCCGCCUGGGCUUCCAGGCCGCUACGGAUGAAGAGGGCGUGGGAUUUGCCGAAUGCGACGACCUGGACUACGACUACAGGCAGGGCAUGCAAAUGGAUGUCUUACAGGGCGACGACGAGGGCGGAGAGUGCGGCCUGGAGGAUGGGGACAGUCACUACCAGAGGGAUGGCACUGGCCCCAAGCCCCAGGGCCUCAAAACUGGGGGAUCCCUGGAUGAGGACAAGCCCAAAAUCACAUCUUGGGAGGCUGGCUGGAACGUCACCAAUGCCAUUCAGGGCAUGUUCGUCCUCGGCCUCCCCUAUGCCAUCCUGCACGGCGGCUACCUGGGCCUCUUCCUCAUCAUCUUCGCCGCGGUGGUGUGCUGCUAUACGGGCAAGAUCCUCAUCGCGUGUCUUUACGAGGAGAACGAGGACGGCAUAAAGGUUCGCGUACGCGAUUCUUACGUCGAUGUGGCCAACGCGUGCUGCGCACCCCGGUUCCCCGCGCUGGGCGGUCACGUGGUCAACGUGGCCCAGAUCAUCGAGUUGGUGAUGACUUGCAUCCUGUACGUGGUGGUGAGCGGCAACCUAAUGUACAACAGCUUCCCGGGCUUUCCCAUCUCGCAGAAGGCGUGGUCAGUAGUGGCCACCGCUGCCUUGCUGCCCUGCGCCUUCCUCAAGAACCUGAAGGCGGUGUCCAAGUUCAGCCUUCUGUGCACUCUUGCCCACUUCGUCAUCAACGUCCUAGUCAUCGCCUACUGCCUUUCUCGGGCUCGGGACUGGGCGUGGGAGAAGGUCAAGUUCUACAUCGACGUCAAGAAGUUCCCCAUCUCCAUCGGCAUCAUCGUGUUCAGCUACACCUCGCAGAUCUUCCUCCCCUCCCUGGAGGGCAACAUGCAGAAGCCCAGCGAGUUCCACUGCAUGAUGGACUGGACCCACAUUUCCGCUUGCAUCCUCAAAGGCCUCUUUGCACUGGUGGCCUACCUAACCUGGGCGGAUGCCACCAAGGAGGUUAUCACAGAUAACCUGCCAGGCACCAUCCGUGCAGUGGUUAACCUUUUCCUGGUGGCCAAGGCACUGCUGUCCUACCCGCUGCCUUUCUUUGCCGCCGUGGAGGUCCUGGAGAAGUCGCUUUUCCAAGACGGUGGGGGGGCCUUAUUUCCCGACUGCUACGGGCCGAACGGCCAGUUAAAAUCGUGGGGUCUGGGCCUCCGGGUGGCUCUGGUGGUCUUCACUUUGCUCAUGGCCGUCUUCGUCCCCCAUUUCGCCCUCCUCAUGGGUCUGACCGGGAGCCUGACAGGCGCUGGUCUCUGCUUCCUGCUGCCCAGCCUCUUCCACUUGAAGCUCCAGUGGAGGAAUCUCCUGUGGCACCACGUCUUCUUUGACGUCGCUAUUUUUGUCAUUGGGGGUAUUUGCGCCAUAUCUGGCUUCAUCCACUCUAUCGAAGGUCUCAUAGAGGCGUUCAAGUACAAUAUCCAUGACUGAGAGCUAGCGGUGACGACCUUUAACCCUCCCCCCCGACCCGCUCUGCUCCCCACUUUGUGGGCCACUACGACAAAGAAGCCCGUGAGGAGAAUUGUGUGUGUGAAAUCUUUUUCAUUUUGCCUUUGUGAAAACGUGCAAUAACAAACUGUACAAUCAUGAUGUUAAAUAGCUUCUAUGGUAAAUGGAUGCAGGACGUGCUCCUGAAUGAGGGUGUCCAAAGUUGCCAAGCAGUGAACCAUGGUCCAAAUUAUAAGUGUGUGCAUGGUAAGAUUUGGACUUGGAUUUAAAAAAAAAAAAAAAAAGGGAAAAACAAUGGAGGUUAUCUACGAAUACAGGGAAUCCUCACUUUACGACAACGUAACCCAUAUUUGUAUGGAAAAUAGAAUGCAGCGCAGUCUAUUGCUAGCAGAGUCAUAACUACAUUAAACAUCUGUAUGAAAAACCUUCUCGACCAUAGACAUAAAAGAGAGACCUCCAA